Dentiscutata erythropus is the source of this 322-nucleotide messenger RNA. The record is from the annotation of a GenBank genome assembly. Lineage: Eukaryota; Fungi; Glomeromycota; Glomeromycetes; Diversisporales; Gigasporaceae.
AUGACCGUUAAAGAAAUUGAACAAAUGGCAGAAAAAGAACGGUUUGCAGACGAAUAUCAAAGGAGACAUUUCGUAGAUUUAGUCACCCAAUGGAAUACUAGAUACGAAGAUUAUAUGAAAGAAGGAAAAAAUAGCUGGAUUGGAGUUGAUUUAAAAGAAAUCCGCUUUUUUCCUAACGGAAGGUCGAUUUUUAGUCGUCCAAUUGAUCGCAGGAAUCGUAUUUCUUUAAUAUUCCGGUACAACAUAAAUGCCAUUUGCCUUGGCUUGGAUUAUAUGCAUUAUGAAGUUGUUAUUCCUUUGCACGAAAUUCUCGGAUUGAAUC